AAAUGGAUGAGAAUAUGUUGUUUGUAGUUCGGUCAGUGUGUUUUAGCCAUCGGUAAACGAUGCUAGUUUUGCGUCUUGCUGUAUUAUUUUUAACUUGCAACGCUUUAACAUGGGCGCUUCAAGCUCCUGUAACACUUCUAAACGACGGAAACAAGAUGCCAAUACUUGCUUUGGGAACAGCGGGUUCGAAGGACGAUAUAUCUCGUAUGCGUCAAGCAGUGUACUGGGCUAUAGAGGCUGGUUACAGGCAUAUUGAUACAGCCGAGCUCUAUCGCGACGAAGAAGAAGUCGGUCUGGGAAUAGCCGACGCAAUAAAGAAAGGCUUAGUUACAAGAGAAGAAUUGUUUGUUACCACAAAGCUGUGGAACAAUCACCACGCUCGGUCAGCAGUAAUACCUGCCUUACAAGAGUCAUUAAAAAGAUUAGGUCUGAACUACGUGGACUUAUAUCUCGUACAUAGCCCGAUUGCUGUGAAGGAUGACGGUACUGCAGAAGAUAUAGAUUACUUGGAGACAUGGCGCGGCAUGGAGGACGCUAAGAAGAGAGGUCUGGCCAAGUCUAUUGGUGUGUCCAAUUUCAAUAGCGAACAGAUCGCCAGGAUUAUCAAAGGAUGUGAAUUUAAACCGGCUGUUAAUCAAAUUGAGGUAAAUCCAACGUUAUCCCAGGAGCCUUUAGUCGCGUACUGCCGUAGUGUCGAAGUGGCUGUUAUGUCGUACAGUCCUUUCGGAUUCAUGGUGUCCAGACGAAAACAAGACUCAUCUCCACCAAGAUUCGAUGACCCUGAAUUGACCAAAAUCGCACAAAAAUACGGAAAGAAUACCAGUCAGAUUGUUCUACGGUAUUUGAUUGAUCGUGGUACAACGCCGAUACCAAAGUCAACGAACAAGGAUCGAAUAAUUCAGAACAUUGACAUUUUCGAUUUCAGUCUGACUGACGAAGAUAUUGCUACUAUAAAGAAAUUUAACAAGAACACUAGAGUUCUUGAUCUUAUUGAAUGGAAAGACCAUGCUUAUUAUCCGUUUAAUAAGCCUUAAUAAGUUUACUAUUAAUAGUUUUCAUAUUAUAUUUUUGAGAUUGAUUUACAGAUAAAAUGGUCUGAUUUUUAUAUUAAAUGAUAUUAAAAUAAUA
This is a messenger RNA of Papilio xuthus (Asian swallowtail), 1128 nucleotides long. The record is from RefSeq and is a predicted model, not a curated record. NCBI's taxonomy places the organism in Eukaryota, Metazoa, Arthropoda, Insecta, Lepidoptera, Papilionidae.